AUGACAAAGAUUAAGGGGCUCGAUCUCUCGGGGAAAGAAAGGCAGGAUGCCGCCCUCACCCUCCAAGACGCCAUGGCCGUGAUAGAUCGAGAGACUGACAUCUUGCACAUCACGGGAGACGUGCCCACCAACGACGAGCGGGAGGCUCUAGGGCAGCACUUCACCAAGGUUCGCUUUCUCAAGGUCGCCACUGGCUUGAACGAAGAUUGGAUCGACGCAAAAUUCCCCCUCAACUGGCCGCUGGAUUUGCUGAUCAUCGCCGAUGCCGCCGGCGAGCGGAUCACAACGCCCGCCAUCUUGGAAGGUCGGAUCAACCAUCUUACUUUCCUCUAUGCCCACGGUCUACGGUUCGAGGGCCCCCUCACCAAGGACUUGAUGAAGGACGCCAAGCCGAUGAGGACGAUCCCAGCGGGACAGCUUCAGUUCCCCUUCGAUGUCGAGGUCUACUCUGCUCCCGCAGAAUGGUCCAAAAGGUUGGGGAAGAAGUACGAACUGGAAAGUGGCGAGAGAGAAGAGGAAGAUGACGAACACGAAAAGGAAGGUGAUGAGGACGAAGAGGAGGGUGACGAGGAAAACGCUGAAGAUACAUUGUUCUCCCUCGAACGUGUCGACGAUCCCCCAUCGUGUAUAAAGUACCUCGAUAUCCUUGGCAACGACGUACUCGAGAUGUUGACUUACAUGGCGCUCGCCAAGUUCCACCUCUUGGCCUCUCUCGAAAGCCUCAUCAUCUACUCCUCAAACACCGACCUGCCCAUUGUCCCAUACUUCUUCCUCGAGUUUCUUGGAAAUCUAGUACAUUUGAAGCACGUUAAACUCACCCUCGAGAGUGAGGUAUAUGCCAAGAUCUUUGAAUCAACCCGCCCCUACCCAUUCAUCCACCUCAUCCAUCCCCCAUCCAUCGAAACACUGUGGCUCCGUGGGCCCGUAUCCGCGGCUUCUGAGAUGGACGAGUUCGCGGCCGACUUGGCUAAUCCGACCUUCCUUCCGAAUCUCAAGCUCCUCAGUCUCGUGUUGGAUCUGCCGGAUGCAAGCUCAGAACAUCCACAGCAAGCAUCCCCGGAGCAGCUGCGCGAAGCCCGUGUGGCCUGCAAGAAGGUGUUGGAUGUUGCGGCUGCGAGGGGGAUCGCGGUCGAACCUUUCGAGGAGCCCUGGGCGGUAAUUUACCCCACGCUUUUCAUUGACAUCGAUACCCGGUGGUCCGGUGCUUGA
Messenger RNA from Chaetomium globosum CBS 148.51, 1209 nucleotides. RefSeq lists its product as uncharacterized. The record is from RefSeq and is a predicted model, not a curated record. The transcript has a single exon. NCBI's taxonomy places the organism in Eukaryota, Fungi, Ascomycota, Sordariomycetes, Sordariales, Chaetomiaceae. The coding region runs from base 1 to 1209 and encodes 402 amino acids.